AAAACUGUGUGUCUGACCAUCAGAAGCAAAAUUUUUAUCAAACAUGAAUAAUCAACAACUGAUGCUUGCUUUGGAAAUGCUAGAACUAGACAUUGACAUUUCACAAAAUUCCAGGGCAAUGAUUCAGGCCAUCCAAGACUAGAGACGUGAUCGAAGGCAGCGGAUAUGGUGGACGAGAGAUUGGCUCCUCCGAAGACCUAUCCAUUGCCAGUAUGAAGCCUUAAUGUCCGAGAUGUAUGCAGAAGAUCUAUCUGCAUUUAGGAAUUUUGUACGAGUGGACCCUCUUAUGUUUCAAGAAGUGUUACACAUGGUUUCUCCAAAGAUUAACAAGCGCAACACUUGGUACAGGAAAUCUAUUGACCCUGGUUUGAGACUAGCAAUUACUCUGAGCUAGGUACCUAGCUACGGGGGACAGCUACCACACACUGAUGUAUGGUUUCAUAGUUGCCCACAAUACAAUCUGUGGUAUUGUAAGAGAGGUAUGCGAUGCCAUAGUGUCUGUUUAUUCAGAAGACGUUCUCUUGACACCCACGGAACCUGAACAGUGGAAAGCUAUACAUGUAGCAAAACAGUUUGAGGCUAAGUGGAAGUUCCCCCACACGCUAGGUGCUCUCGACGGAAAACAUGUACCCAUUAGGUGUCCAAAAAAUGGAGGAUCGUUGUAUUAUAACUAUAAAGGUUACCACUCUAUUGUAUUGAUGGCUCUAGUUGACGCUGACUACAAGUUCCGAUGGGUUAAUAUUGGCGCUCAAGGUGGAUUUUCGGACGCCCAGAUUUGGAACCGGAGUGAUCUUAAACAAGCGAUUGAAAGAGGAUUAAUGGGACUGCCAACAGCGACCCCUUUUCCCGGUGAUGAUAAACCCAUUGACUACUAUAUUAUCGCAGACGAUGCUUUUGGUAUGAAGACCUGGCUAAUGAAACCUUUCUCUAGACGAGGUCUUGUUUAUGACGAGAGGAUUUUCAACUAUCGGUUAUCUAGAAGUAGAAGAGUUGUUGAAAAUGCGUUUGGUAUUCUUGCAAAUCGAUUCAGAUGCUUACUAUCAGUCAUGAAUCAGGAGCCCGAAACUGUGCACGUCAUAGCUUCAGCCUGCGUGUGCUUUCAUAACAUCAUGAGAAUGAGAUACCCUGGGGACCAGAACCUUCUACUUGACAAGGAAGACGAAAGGCACCAGGUAAUUCCUGGGGCAUGGAGAGAUGGUGUUAACUAGGAUGAUUUACAGAUUACCAGGGGUGGAAAUAUGGACACAUUUGACGCUAAACAGAAGAGGCUUUAUAUAAAACAUUACCUUAAUUCCCCAGUCGGGUUUGUUCCAUGGCAGGACAAGAUGAUAAAAUGACUGUUCUAAAGUAUUGUUAAAAAGUCAGAAAUAAUCAAUGGAUUAUUACAAUUUUCUUAUCAUUAAAACAUAAUUUGGUCAUUGCUUGCUUAUUAAUUUGAGUGUAGAAAUAGUAAAUAUUUGUCAAUAGCACGCUUUGCAUUCUCAAAGUUGAAGUUAUUAAAACAAAUUAAAAAUGGACUUUGAGAUUUGAAUGCCCCUUUUACUCUUUCGUUCUUACAACAAUGUACCGGAUAAAAAAUAUUUUAGACACAUCAAUGACGCUCUAGCUAAAAAUUGAUAGGUGAAAGUAAAUAAGAACAUGAAGUGUAUAGGAAACUACAAAAC
Messenger RNA from Saccostrea cuccullata (small rock oyster), 1664 nucleotides. Its product is annotated as putative nuclease HARBI1. The record is from RefSeq and is a predicted model, not a curated record. Lineage: Eukaryota; Metazoa; Mollusca; Bivalvia; Ostreida; Ostreidae. Bases 429 to 1208 code for a protein of 259 amino acids. The transcript has a single exon.